AUUAGAGUGAGCUCCCUUGUAUUGUGACGUCAUAAUAAACAAAACUACACAUUUGUGCCGGCAGUCUUUCCCCAGAAGCAACCAGACGUAUUUGUGAUCCAGCAAAAGAGCCAAGAUGCCAACCUUUCCACAGUACCUGAGUCCAGAGAAGGAGGAGGAACUCCGCAAAAUUGCCAAUGCCAUAGUAGCUCCUGGCAAGGGAAUCCUAGCUGCUGAUGAGUCUACAGGUUCUGUUGGGAAGAGGUUUGCCCCCAUCAACGUUGAGAACACGGAGGAGAAUCGUCGCAGAUACAGAGAACUGCUAUUCACCACCGACAAUGCCAUCUCUGAGAACAUCAGUGGUGUGAUCAUGUUUCACGAAACGUUUUACCAGAAGACAGCAGAGGGCGUCCCCUUCACAAAGGUUCUCCAGGAUAAGAACAUCAUUCCAGGCAUCAAAGUUGACAAGGGUGUUGUACCACUGAUGGGCACAGACAACGAAUGCACCACGCAGGGUCUGGAUGGCCUGAGUGAGAGGUGUGCCCAGUACAAGAAAGAUGGCGCCCAGUUUGCCAAAUGGAGAUGUGUCCUUAAGAUCCAGAAGGAGAGCCCGUCCUACCAGGCCAUGCUGGAGAAUGCUAACGUCCUCGCUCGCUAUGCCAGUAUCUGUCAGCAGAACGGUCUGGUUCCCAUUGUGGAGCCAGAGGUCCUCCCUGACGGUGAGCAUGACCUGGACACGGCAGAAAAAGCUACAGAACAGGUGCUGGCAUUUACCUACAAGGCAUUGGCCGACCACCACGUGUUCUUGGAGGGGACACUCCUCAAACCAAACAUGAUUACGGCUGGGAUGUCCUGCAGUAAGAGGGGAACCCCAGCAGAGAAUGCUCGUGCAACAGUUCUCUGCCUCAGCAGAACGGUCCCUCCCGCAGUCGCUGGUGUGACAUUCCUCUCCGGUGGUCAGUCGGAGGAAGAUGCGUCUACAAACCUCAAUGCCAUUAACACAGACUCGGGCCGCAAACCUUGGCCACUAACCUUCUCCUUCGGCCGAGCACUCCAGGCUAGUGUCCUCAAGAUCUGGCAGGGCAAGGAGGAAAAUGUAGCCGCAGCACAGAAGCAGCUCCUUUUGAGGGCAAAGGCCAAUGGUCUGGCAGCCGUGGGCAAGUACCAGGGAGACAUGGCAAGUGCAGCAGCGGCCGAUUCUCUGUUUGUGGCACAGCACGCGUACUAGACACAGAACCAACCCAGCUUACCUCCCCUUAUCAUGUACGCAUGGUGUAGCCCUACAAUACUAGAGACAGUUUUUCACAUGUAAUGCAUUUAUAUUUUAACGAACAAUAUUGCUGAACACAUGCGGGUGCAGUGCGUGUUGAUGAAGAGAUUAAGUACGUUUUAACGUACAAUAAUGUGAUAGGUAUUAUACCGUAUUUUUAGGCAUUUUUUUAAGAUACUUCGGAAUCUCAGCUGUAGGCAUAAUAUGUAGUUCACCACAUGGUAAUGAUUCGUGCAGAUUUUAAUUGUUUUCGUCACUUAUGUAUUGUUGAUGUCAGCAUUUGUUAAACUUUAUUUAUUUGCUUAAUAGAACAGAUUAUGCCUGUUAUGUGUUAAAUGAUGAACUUGUUAUGAUUUCUGUGAUCCCACUCCUCAACUGAUAAAACUGUAUUAAACAAUAUAUGCAUGUAA
Mizuhopecten yessoensis (Yesso scallop) is the source of this 1659-nucleotide messenger RNA. Its product is annotated as fructose-bisphosphate aldolase-like. Lineage: Eukaryota; Metazoa; Mollusca; Bivalvia; Pectinida; Pectinidae. Gene Ontology annotation, molecular function: fructose-bisphosphate aldolase activity. Gene Ontology annotation, cellular component: cytosol. Gene Ontology annotation, biological process: glycolytic process; fructose 1,6-bisphosphate metabolic process. The record is from RefSeq and is a predicted model, not a curated record. The transcript is spliced from 8 exons. The coding region runs from base 116 to 1207 and encodes 363 amino acids.